CCCCCAUUCAUCACUUCCCUCAGAGAGUUGGACUUGAAUUUCCUCUGAUUCGAUUGCAGCCUCCUUGGUGAUUAAUCGCCAUGGCUACAACAGUCUCAACCAUUGGAGCUGUUAACAGAACACCGCUGAGCUUGAACAGCUCUGGUACUGGAGGUUCAGUCCCAAGCUCCGCCUUCUUCGGGAGCAGUUUGAAGAAGGUGAGCUCAAGAUUCACCCACCCAAAGAUUGCAUCUGGAAGCUUUAAGGUGGUUGCAGAAAUCGACGAGAAUGAGCAAACUGAAAAGGACAGAUGGAAAGGGCUUGCCUACGAUGUGUCUGAUGACCAGCAGGAUAUCACCAGAGGAAAGGGAAUGGUGGAUUCUCUUUUCCAAGCUCCCAUGCAAUCUGGAACCCACUAUGCUGUGAUGAGUUCAUAUGAAUACCUCAGCACCGGACUUCGCCAAUACAACUUGGAUAACAACAUGGAUGGAUUCUACAUUGCUCCAGCAUUCAUGGACAAGCUUGUGGUUCACAUCACCAAAAACUUCAUGACCCUGCCUAACAUCAAGGUUCCCCUCAUUCUGGGUAUUUGGGGAGGCAAAGGUCAGGGGAAAUCUUUCCAGUGUGAGCUUGUCUUCUCUAAGAUGGGAAUCAACCCCAUCAUGAUGAGUGCUGGAGAACUUGAAAGUGGGAAUGCAGGAGAACCUGCAAAACUGAUAAGGCAGAGGUACCGUGAGGCAGCUGACAUCAUCAGGAAGGGAAAAAUGUGCUGCCUCUUCAUCAAUGAUCUUGAUGCAGGAGCAGGUAGGCUUGGUGGAACUACCCAAUACACUGUCAACAACCAGAUGGUGAAUGCAACCCUCAUGAACAUUGCCGAUAACCCGACAAAUGUCCAGCUCCCUGGUAUGUACAACAAAGAGGAAAAUCCCCGCGUCCCCAUCAUUGUCACUGGCAAUGACUUCUCAACUCUGUAUGCCCCUCUCAUUCGUGAUGGUCGUAUGGAGAAAUUCUACUGGGCUCCUAAUAGGGAGGACCGGAUUGGUGUUUGCAAGGGAAUCUUCAGGAGCGACAACGUUCCUGAUGAUGAUAUUGUCAAGAUUGUUGACACCUUCCCAGGGCAAUCCAUUGACUUCUUUGGUGCCCUCAGAGCUCGGGUUUAUGACGAUGAAGUAAGGAAGUGGAUAUCAGGUGUUGGAGUUGACUUCAUUGGCAAGAAGCUUGUUAACUCAAAGGAGGGUCCCCCAACUUUUGAGCAGCCCAAGAUGACAGUUGAGAAGCUCCUCGAGUAUGGUAACAUGCUUGUGAUGGAACAGGAGAAUGUGAAGAGAGUUCAAUUGGCUGACAAGUACUUAAGCGAGGCAGCUCUUGGAGAUGCGAACGUGGAUUCCAUCGAGAGAGGAGCCUUUUAUGGCAAGGCAGCCCAACAAGUUGGUGUUCCUGUUCCUGAAGGUUGCACUGAUCCAUCUGCAGCAAACUUUGAUCCAACUGCUAGGAGUGAUAAUGGGAGCUGCCAGUACUGAAGCCUGCCUCUUUUAUUCUUCCCUUUAUAUUGGACCAUCUCAGGAAGGAUAAACCCUUUCUGGGGAAUGAGGAAUUGGUCAUAUUGCCACCUCUAUUUUCAUGGAUUAAUAUCAUGUAAUUUUGUGUUAUGAUAUUCCCUCUGUUUAAAUUCCAAUGGGUGCUUUGUUUUUCUUUCAAACUA
Vitis riparia (riverbank grape) is the source of this 1681-nucleotide messenger RNA. RefSeq names its product ribulose bisphosphate carboxylase/oxygenase activase, chloroplastic. The transcript is spliced from 7 exons. Gene Ontology annotation, molecular function: ATP binding; ATP hydrolysis activity; ribulose-1,5-bisphosphate carboxylase/oxygenase activator activity. Bases 81 to 1499 code for a protein of 472 amino acids. Gene Ontology annotation, cellular component: thylakoid; chloroplast stroma. NCBI's taxonomy places the organism in Eukaryota, Viridiplantae, Streptophyta, Magnoliopsida, Vitales, Vitaceae. The record is from RefSeq and is a predicted model, not a curated record.